This is a messenger RNA of Erinaceus europaeus (western European hedgehog), 2378 nucleotides long. RefSeq names its product 2'-5'-oligoadenylate synthase-like protein 2. Gene Ontology annotation, cellular component: cytosol; nucleoplasm; membrane. The coding region runs from base 106 to 1647 and encodes 513 amino acids. The record is from RefSeq and is a predicted model, not a curated record. NCBI's taxonomy places the organism in Eukaryota, Metazoa, Chordata, Mammalia, Eulipotyphla, Erinaceidae. Gene Ontology annotation, biological process: negative regulation of viral genome replication; regulation of ribonuclease activity; defense response to virus. The transcript is spliced from 6 exons. Gene Ontology annotation, molecular function: double-stranded RNA binding; 2'-5'-oligoadenylate synthetase activity; protein binding.
GCUCCACAGCGAGCUGGGCAGCUGGGCGGGGAUAGAGAGGUAGUGCUGAGAGUGGCUCCAGGUAGUGCCCCCUUAUAAGGGCUGGAUCCCCAGAGCUCUGCAGAGAUGGAGACUUUCCGGGACCUCUACCAGACCCCCGCGGACUGCCUGGGCAGCUUCGUGCAGCAGAUGCUGGUGCCCCAGAAGGCCUGGCGGGAUCAAGUUCAAGACGCCUGGCAGAGGAUCUCCAGCUUCUUGAAAGAGCACUGCUUUGGGGAUCUCCUGUUUCUGGACCAGGAAGUGCAGGUUCUGAAGGUGGUAAAGGGUGGUUCUUCUGGAAAAGGGACGACAGUGAACCACAGCUCUGACGUCGACAUGGUGGUGUUCCUGAGCUGUUUCUCCAGUUUCUGGGACCAGGCCCUGUACCGAGAAAUGGUCAUCGACUUCGUCAAGAAGAGGCUGGGUCACUACAGCAGGAGCCUGGCCUACAGCAUCACCGUGAUCCACCACAAAGAGGGGGUCAGGGCCCCCCGCUCUUUGUCCAUCCAGGUCCAGGCCAAGAAGAACGGUGACAUCAUCAAAGUGGAUGUGCUCCCCGCUUUUGAUGCUCUGGGAAACAUUUCCCCAAACUUGAAGCCAGAGCCGGCCAUCUAUGAAGCCUUAAUCAAAAGCUUCAGCCACCCUGGAGAGUUCUCACCGAGCUUCGCAGUGCUACAGCGACACUUUGUGAAGAGUCGCCCAGUGAAGCUCAAGGACCUGCUGAGGCUGGUGAAGCACUGGUACCAGCAGUAUGUGAAGCCAGCUCAUCGAACGGCAGCCCUGCCCUCCAAGUAUGCGCUGGAGCUGCUGACCAUCUAUGUCUGGGAAGAGGGUGCAGACGAGAGCGAGAGCUUUGGCCUGGAUGUGGGCUUCGAGGCUGUGAUGAAACUCCUCCGAGAAUAUGAGGACAUCUGCAUCUACUGGACCAAGUACUAUGAUUUCCAGAGUGAGGACGUCAAAGUCUUUAUCAAAAAUCAGUUGAAGGAAGACAGCAUCCCUCCUUUCUCCAGGCCUGUGAUCCUGGACCCGGUGGACCCCACCAACAACCUGGGAAGAGGAAAGAGAUGGGACCUGGUGGCCAAGGAGGCAGCACAUUGCCUACGGCAGCCCUGCUGCAAGACCGAAGACCCCAGCCAGAGCUGGCAUGUGCAGCCAGCAAGGAACAUCCAGGUGACGGUGAAGCAGCGAGGGAAGGAAGACUGGACACUCUGGGUGAACCCCUACAGACCCAUAUUGAAGAUGAAAGCAGAAAUCAGGAAGAAAAAUGACCUCAAUGGGAAGAUGCGACUGUCCUUCCAGGAGCCCCGGGGGGAACGGCAGCUGCUCAGCAGCCGGGGAACGCUGGCAGAGCACGGGAUCUUCUCCAAGGUGAGUGUCCGGGUGGUAGACGCUCUCUCCGGGGAGAUCCUGGUCUUUGUGAAGAGCCCCAAUGGCCUGAGCAUGCCUGUUGCCAUCCACCCUGAAUACUCCAUCUGGGACCUGAAGGAGAAGAUUGAAGAGGCGGGAGGCCCUGCCAAGGAGGACCAGAUACUCAAGUGCCCGGACCAUAAAGUGUGGAAUCACAGCCGCAUCUCCGACCUGGAAAUCAAGGACUGUGACACCAUCUCACUCUUCAUCAAAAAUCACUAGGACCCCGGAAGACUGGACACCCUUGGUGAACCCCAACAGAGCCAUCUGGAAGAUGAGAUCAGAGAUCGGGAAGGGAAAUGAACUGAGGCUUCUGAUGAUGUCAACUUCCGCUGGUCUGUUCCCCCCAUCAACUUCUCUCCACUCUUUCUGCAGUGGAAACACCCAUGUGAACAAACACCCUUAGCUCCCUGUUCCCUUCAGAAGAGUUCUCGUGUUCCAGUGCCUGGCAUUCAGGUUCCCUGAGAACUGCAGCCCUUGGCAUCUCCUCAGCCUCCCUUCACUACUCUCUCAAAACUCUUGUCAUUCCAGAACUCAACACUGGCUCACAAGUCCCUGUGGAAGCCAGGCGAGUAGAAUCAGCAUCCCCCGUUAGGUGUUCUGAGAAAUGGCGAUUCCUUUCAGGUCUGCAGGAGCCUUUCCUCCAGGACUGUGGGCCCAGGCCCCCUCCCCUCACCCUGAACGGAACAGAACAUUAACAGUAACUGAUGGAGGCACUCAGCACGGAAUGCAGAGUUCAUGAGAGUCUCUGUUGAGCCAGGCCGUGGUGCACCUAAUUAGGUGCACACUUUACAGUGUACAAGGACCCGGGUUCAAACCCCCCCAGUCCUCAUUUGCAGGGGGGAAGCUUCACAAGUGAUGAAACUCUACGGCAGGUGUCUCUCUCUGCCUCCCCCUUUCCUCUCAAGUCCUCUCUGUCACUAUCCAAAGUAAAUUAAUAAAUAAAUAAAUAA